AACUCUCGAAGCGUUCUCCGUCGAGUGUUUAAAGAUUGAGUCAGCACUUUGUUUUUUUUUAUGAGAUCAAUGGUGUAUUCUGAUGAGACAGAGAUGGCCAUGGGAUCCCACAGAUUGAAUCCUCUUCACAAUUUCAAGCUGCCAUGUUUGAAGUGGGGGAAUCAGAGGCACCUGAGGUGUAUGAAACUCGGCCAUGCUUCCACCGCCGCCGUCUCUUCCUCCUCCUUCGUUGAUCUUCAUCUUCUUCGGCGUUUUCAUGUGGUUCAGAGACGCCGAUCUCCUCCGUCGUCGAAAUUUGAGGGGUUAAUGGUUGGUGGGACGAGGCGGCAAGAGUCGGAGUCGUACCCGAGCAACGACUAUGGGCGGGAGGGGCGAGUUAGGGUGACGAAAGGAGAGGCAGCGGAGGAGAUCGAGGCAGUCAGGGAGAAGAUUAUGAAGGAUCUUAAAACGGCGGCAGAUAAGAUCAAAGAUGAAAUUUUUAGAGAUAAAGCUUCCGACGGUGAUGAGGUGGAGGCCGGUGAGAACGAAUUCGAAGAGCCUAAACUCAAACGGAAAGAGAAAGAGAGGGAAAAAUCGCCGGCGGUGGAAGUGAAGGCGAGGCCGUGGAAUCUCAGGACGAGGCGCGCGGCGUGCAAGGCUCCGAUUGACGGAGGAGGAAUGAACAACAACUACAAUUAUGCGACGAGGAAUGAGGUGAUCAACUCACUCAGAGUAAGAGACAGAGGACAACCGGUGGUGUCGGCGGCGGCUGACGAGAAGAAAAGGGAACGGCCGGAAUUCUCGGUGACACUGUCGAAGCAAGAGAUCGAGGAGGAUUUCAUGGUUAUGGUUGGGCGUCGCCCUCGUAAGAGGCCAAAGAAACGCCGACGCUAUCUUCAAAAUGAAUUGGAUUCGUUGUUUCCCGGCUUACAGCUGACGGAGGUGACGGUGGAUUCUUACAAGGUUCCUGAGCUCAUUGGAAACGGCAAUGCAAGUUCGAAUAUCCAAACGCGAUGACUUCAAAAAGGGAAAGAAAAAAAACCUAAAC
Molecule: messenger RNA, 1027 nt
Organism: Hibiscus syriacus
Lineage: Eukaryota; Viridiplantae; Streptophyta; Magnoliopsida; Malvales; Malvaceae
Exons: 2
Coding region: 61-996 (311 amino acids)
Source: RefSeq, a predicted model, not a curated record